Leptosia nina is the source of this 300-nucleotide messenger RNA. NCBI's taxonomy places the organism in Eukaryota, Metazoa, Arthropoda, Insecta, Lepidoptera, Pieridae. The record is from the annotation of a GenBank genome assembly.
AUGGAUACACGUUUCAUUUGCAUAAUCAGGGUGUAUAUAAAACAAGAUGGAGAUGUAACCGCGAGCACGAAGGAUGCCGAGCGUACAUCCUCACUAUUGACGAUGAAAUUUUCAAAUACGCUGGCCACCAUAACCAUCCGCCGGUUUUCAGUUAAUCUUUUGGAAACGGGACUUCCAAAUCUGGUGAUUCAUCCUAACGACAGACCAUUGAGACGGAAUAGAAACACAAGAGAUUCACCAUGGUUUUUUAUGACGGAGAAGGACACACAACUAUUAGUUCAGACGAUAGAAGACAUCUAA